AUGGCUGGGAUUUCUGGCCACUCAGCAGACGAGGCGCGGGCUUCGGUUUCUCGAACGUAUGUUUGCCGCCUCUGUUCCCGCGACCGCAACGUCCCAGAGGCGGGCCCGAAGUCGGCGGAGGCACUCCUUGGAGUUAGCCUCUGUUUCGGCCUAACAAACAGACCCAGGCUUCUGCAGAGGUUGCGAUUGACUUCAAGAAUGGUACCUUUCUAUUUUCCUCCAUCAAAAUGUGCGCUUUGGAACCAAACACCAAUUGGAAAUUUCACCUACUUACAUCUUAAUUACUACAGAAACCCAAAACUUGUGGUGACUGAAAAGACCAUCCGACUUGCUUAUCGUCAUGCUAAGCAGAAUAAAAAAAACCUGCCAUGCUUUUUACUGGGUUCUCUCACAGUGGAUGAAGAUGAAGAAGGAGUGACAUUGACUGUAGAUCGCUUUGAUCCUGGUCGAGAAGUACCUGAAUGCUUCGAGAGAACUCCAACUGCUUCUCUUCCUGGGGACUUUUUGAUUCCAUGUAAAGUUGAUACACAAGGGCUUUGUUCAAGAGAAAUGGUAGUUCACAGUGCAGAUGACUUCAAUUCAGUUUUUAAGGCGCUGCAACACCAUAUAUGUAGCAAAGAUUCCUUGGACUGUGGUAAGCUGCUUUCCCUAAGAACUCACAUAACGACCAGGGAGAGUUUGGACUCUAUGGAUUUUGACUUUCAUUGGGCAGCAGUAACUCUAGCAAAUACCUUUAAAUGUACACCUGUGAAGCCCAUCCCUAUAAUUCCAACAGCGUUGGCAAGAAACUUGAGCAGUAAUCUGAGUAUUUCCCAAGUUCAAGGUACCUAUAAAUACGGAUAUCUUACCAUGGAUGAAACACGCAAAUUACUCCUUUUGCUGGAAUCUGAUCCUAAGGUUUACUCCUUACCAUUAGUGGGAAUUUGGCUGUCUGGAAUUAUUCAUAUCUAUAGUCCUCAGGUGUGGGCUUGUUGCUUGCGAUAUGUUUUCAGUUCUUCUGUUCAAGAAAGGGUAUUUUCAGAAUCUGGAAGUUUCAUCAUAGUUCUCUAUUCUCUGACACAUAAGGAGCCUGAGUUUUAUGAAUGCCUCCCUUGUGGUGGUGGGAAUACUGACCUUCAAUUUCAGUUGCUAACCAACAAGGAGACAUUACACCUUUUCAAAAAUGUUGAAUCUUCAGACAAAAAUCUAAUCUGUUUUGAAAUGAGUGCUGCAAGUCAACAUGCAGAAACAGAGUUUUUCAACAAGAUGUCAAAGGGUCUUUCAAAUAAGAGGUCUUCUCAGAAGUUGUCCACAGGGAAAAUGCCAGUAAAUGAUCAUGACUCAGGUGUUGAAGAUGAAGAUUUUUCUCCAAGACCAAUUCCUAGUCCGCACCCAGUGAGUCAGAAGGUGUCUAAGAUCCAACCAUCAGUUCCUGAACUUUCAUUCGUGUUGGAUGGCUAUUUCAUAGAAUCAGGCCCUCUCUGUAAUCCAUCGGAAAUGAUGAAUCAUGAAAGUCCUCCUUUGUUGAUUAGGAAUUCUGAGCACAUGGAGCCAGGGCAACCCCAGCUUUAUGAUGAGAAACACAGUCCAGAUGCUGAAGCUGGAAAGUCUUCUGUGAGAGAGCUACCAAAUAAAUUAGACCAAGCCACUGCUCCUUUGAGACAAUGCAAAGUUAGACAACCAACUACCUGUAAGAAAGGGAAUGCUCACAUCAGGAGCAGUGUUAAAUCAACUCUUAGUGAGCUAUCUCCUGAUAUAUCUGAAAAGCUUCAAGCAGUUUCUGAUGAAAAUGCACAAAGAGAAGAGUAUCCUACAAGAUCCUGUGCAUUUAAUUCUAGCCAGUCUUCUUUUGUUCCACAGUCUCACCCACACAACGUUGUGUUUUCAUCCCAUAAUUCAGGAAGGCCAGUAGAGCAUCAGAUACCAACUCCCCCACCACCAUCUUAUUAUUCCACAAAUGUUUGCCGUUGUUGUCAGUAUCAUAGCCAUGUUCAGUAUAGUCCGGUACAUUCUUGGCAAGGAGUGAACACAAUAGGAUCUGUUCAGGAUCUCCAAUGUGAAGCCCUUCAAAAGCACUCCUUGUUUCAUCCAAAUGGAUGUCCAGCUAUGUACCAUAAUACAUACUAUUCUUCAAGUAGUCCUCUUGCUGUGAAACCUCAGGGAAGUCUGGGUAAUUCUCCCCACAACAGUGCAGAACCAUCGCCUGUGGCAAGAUUGCCUGCACAUGUCGACUCAUGUAACCCACCACCUUGUGCAGUGUGCAUGCACACUCCCAAGACUGGAUCUGAUAAUGGAAUGAUGGGACUGUCUCCAGAUGCUUAUCGAUUCGUCACUGAACAAAACAGACAGCUGAGGCUACUUCAGGCACAGAUUCAGCGUUUAUUGGAAGCACAGCCUCUGCAGCCUUGUUCUCCUAAGAAAACUACUGGUGAAGACAGUGCAAGACAAAUGGAGUUGGUUUCCCUGGAAGCACAGUCUACUCCUGACUUACAAAUGAGAAAAGGUGUAAGCAUUGCUGUGAGCACAGGUGCUAGCUUGUUUUGGAAUGCAGCAGGUAAUGAUCAAGAGCCUGAGUCUCAGCAUAAACAAGAUGAUACGAAAAUUUCCAGUGAGGACAUGAAUUUUUCUGUUGAUAUUAAUAAUGACGUCACAAGUCCUCCAGGUAGUGCAUCUUCAUUAAAAGCUGUUGACAUUCCCAGUUUUGAAGAGAGCAACACUGUGGGAGAAGAAUUCAAUCAGCCCCUUUCUGUAUCCAACUCAUCUCUGGAGAGAAAAGACCCAAAUGUGCCAGUGUUCUUUCCAAAUUCCCUGUUGGCAGAGAGUGUAAGCAUGUGCUUACAGAUUGGACCAACAGAGGGUACUAGUAACAACUCUGUGACAUCAGAGGAACCAAAACCUGAGCAAGUAAUGCAACCUUUGCCUCAUCAACCAUCAGACAACCAGAAAAUUUACCAGGAUUUGUUGGGUCAAGUGAACCAUCUUUUAAAUAACUCUUGUAAAGAAACAGAACAACCAUCUACAAAAGCAGUAAUUAUCAGUCAUGAAUGCACCAGGACUCAAAAUGUUUACCAUACAAAGAAAAAAAAACAUGAUUCAGGAUUGGUGGACAAAGAUUGUGUUCUUAAUGCAACCCUUAAGCAACUAAGAAGCCUUGGAGUGAAGAUUGAUUCUCCAACUAAAGUGAAGAAAAAUGCUCAUAAAGUGGAUCAUGCCAGUGUGUUGGCAUGCAUCAGUCCUGAAGCUGUGAUCUCUGGACUAAACUGCAUGUCGUUUGCUAAUGUUGGCAUGAGUGGUUUAAGCCCCAGCGGUGUGGAUCUGAGCAUGGAGGCAAAUGCUAUAGCUCUGAAGUAUCUAAAUGAAAAUCAACUGUCACAGCUGUCUCUCACUCGAUCAAAACAAAGUAACAGUGACUCAUCUUUUAGCCUUUUACAUAUUAACACAGACAAAAGCACAGUGGGACUUAGUUUAAUUUCACCAAGCAACAUGUCAUUUGCCACCAAAAAAUAUAUGAAGAGAUACGGACUCAUACAAAGCAGUGACAAUAGUGAGGAUGAAGAAGAGUCUUUGAACAAUACAGAUAACAAGAGUGAACAUUUAUCAAAUCAGAACCUUACAUCUUUACCUAAACAACUUGUUUGUCAGAAAGAACCUCCGAAGAAUGCCUGUGAAGUAAUCACUUGUUAUAGCUCUGAAUCUGCAGACACGCACCCAGAUACACCAGUACUGAGAAAUAUUACAAAUGAAGUGGCCCCACCAAAGGCAACACAGCAGAUGCAUGAAAACCCGGUUUUCUUAUUAAAGAACUUUAAACCAAGUCCUGCAGUGAACCUUCGAACUGGUAAAGCAGAGUUUACCCAGCAUCCUGAGAAAGAAAAUAAAAAGGACACUCCAAUUUUUCCUGAAAGCUUGCAACCUUCUGAAACUUUCAGGCAGAUGAAUAGCAUGAAUUCCGUCGGUACAUUCUUAGAUGUAAAGCGUCUUAGGCAGUUGCCAAAAUUAUUUUAA
This is a messenger RNA of Chrysochloris asiatica (Cape golden mole), 3984 nucleotides long. It is a transcript of the gene STIL, whose product is annotated as SCL/TAL1 interrupting locus. The transcript has 16 exons. Lineage: Eukaryota; Metazoa; Chordata; Mammalia; Afrosoricida; Chrysochloridae. The record is from RefSeq and is a predicted model, not a curated record. Gene Ontology annotation, cellular component: centrosome; centriole. Gene Ontology annotation, biological process: protein localization to centrosome; mitotic spindle organization; centrosome duplication. The coding region runs from base 1 to 3984 and encodes 1327 amino acids.